CCUAUGGCUGUGUAUGAUGAAAACGUCCUGAAAAACCCUUUUUACCUCGCUUUGGAGAAACAGAGACCAGACCUAUGCAGCAAAGUGGCAGAGCUGCAUGGCAUUGUCCUGGUGCCAUGUUACGGAAGCUUGCCUGCCGGAACAUGCACUGCAUCCCAGUUCGAAGGUUACGUUCUCCUGCCAGCAGAACAGGGCUACCAGACCGUGGAUGGGAAGGAAGUGUCUGUUCAGGACAACCAAGUGAAACUGGGAGCUGGGUUCCAGUGUGUGGGCUCAGUGCCCAUCCUGUUUGAGGAGACAUUUUAUAAUGAGAAGGAACAGGCUUAUAGCAUCCUCUGUAUCUCCCGCCCCCUCGACUCCACUGCCGACCAGAUGGAGUUGAGUGCAGUCACUGCUCCGUACUGUCUGAAGAACGUGGAGGAUGCCAAAGAGUUCCUGGGCCGUCAUACCGAAAAACUCGAUCGGUCUGUCUCCACCUUCUGCCACGCCUUCAGAGAGCAGCAAAGGAAGGGGCUUCGACAUCACAUUGACUCUGUCAAUGCCCUGUACACAAAAUGCCUUCAGUGUUUGUUGAGAGAUUCUCGUCUGAAAGUGCUAGCCAAGCAGGAACUCCAGAUGACUCUUCUCAAACAAGCAGUGGAGAUGUAUGUACAUCAUGGUAUCCAUGAUAUCAUCUUUAGUUAUGUGGGGACCCUUGAAGCAAGUCAGGAUGCUGCGUUUAAUAAGACAGCCAGGAGUCUACAAGAUCUGCAACAGAAAGACCUCGGGGUCAAGUCUGAAUUCAGUAUAAAUAUCCCUCGAGCAAAGAGAGAGCUGAGUCAGCUGAAUCGCUGCAAGUCCCCGCAACACAAACUGCUCUGUUUGAGAAAGGUCGUUCUCACAAUUAUGCAGUCUCCCAGCCGCAGAGUUAGCAUUGAGGCCAUGUGUGCUGAUGAUCUCCUCUCUGUGAUUCUUUAUCUUCUGGUGAAAACCGAAAUACCAAACUGGAUGGCCAAUCUAAGUUAUAUAAAGAACUUUCGUUUCUGUAACUCUGCCAAGGAUGAGCUCAGUUACUGCCUGACGUCCUUCGAGGCUGCAGUGGAAUACAUCAGCCAGGGCAACCUCAGCCAGGGCUCUAUGCUGAAUGACAAGCUCUUCCUCAGGCAGAGAAUGAACCUGCUGUCCCAGAAUGCCGCUACACCUAUAGAGUCUCUGUUUGAGCACAUAGUUAACGGAAAUGAGGUGGAGGUGCAGCGUUUGCUCAGUGAGAGUGAGGCAGAGGAAGAUGAGAUGAAGAUGUGUCAUCCUCUCUGUUCUUGUGAUAACUGUGAGCAACGCCUGUCUGGGAGGUUGAAUGAUCCGUCCAUAGUCACGCCGUUCUCUCGUGACGACCGAGGCUAUACCCCUCUUCAUGUUGCUGCUCUGUGUGGUCGGUCUGGGUUGAUUGACCUGUUGGUGUCAAAGGGAGCACUGGUCAACGCCACAGAUUACCACGCCCUCACGCCCCUGCACCUCUCCUGUCAGAAAGGUUACCAAGGGGUCACGCUGCUGUUGUUGCACUAUAAAGCAAACAUGGAUGCUCAGGACAAUAAUGGAAACACUCCUCUGCACUUGGCCUGCAUGUACGGACAUGAGGAUUGUGUGAAGGCCCUGGUGUACUACGACCUGCACAGGUGUCGACUGAACAUACAGAACGACAAAGGGGACACAGCGUUACACAUAGCGGCACGCUGGGGCUAUGAGGGAAUCAUUGAGGUUCUUCUGGAAAACGGUGCUAACACUCAGAUCCAUAACAAAGCCAAGGACACUCCUCUGCAGUGUGCACUCAACUCCAGGGUUUUGUCCCUGAUGGAGAGAACACACAGUGGCUCUAAGAAAGAGAACAGCACUGAGUCUCCCAGCCAUUCUCCUCUGACGUCUGACUGCAGCAGUCAGCGCUCCUCUGUGUCCAGUACCUCCUCCCUCACUGUGGAGACCCACUCAGAGAGUGAACGGAUUCGUCAUAAAGAGGUAGAGAAGUUACUGAGAGCAGUAGCAGAUGGAGAUGUGGAGAUGGUGCGUUACCUGUUGGAGUGGGUAGAUGAAGAUCCUGAUGAAGAAGGGGAGAGAGCUGAGAUGCCCACUCAGACUGAACUGUGCCACCCUCUGUGUCAGUGCCCACGCUGUGAACCUACACAAAAGAGGCUGGCGAGUCUGCAGACAGACGGCCUGGGUGUGAACAGCUGUAGUGUAGAUGGUUUCACUCCUCUUCACGUGGCAGCGCUGCACGGCCACACUGAGCUGGUGUCUCUACUUACCCGCCACGGCGCCAACAUCAAUGCCCGCAACAGCCAGAGUGCAACCCCACUGCACCUGGCUUGCCAAAACUCCCAUCUUCAGGUGGUGAAGUCUCUGUUGGAGUAUAAUGCCAAGCUGAACAAGAAGGACCAGUAUGGGAACACAGCUCUGAUUCACACCUGUUUAAAGGGACAUGUGGAGACCGCCACAGCUCUGGUACAGGGCGGAGCCUUGGUAAACAUGGCCAAUAACCACGGUAACACGGCCCUCCAUGAAGCAGUGAAGGGGGGGCAUCAAGCGCUGGUGGAGCUGCUGCUGCGGGGAGGGGCACUGCUGCACCUCAGGAACAAGAGACAGAGGACCCCGCUCGACUGUGCCCAGGAGAUAGGAGGAAAGAACACAGAGAUUGUGAAGAUGCUGCAGAAAGCCUCCAGUCAAACUGACACAGGCAGAAUGCUCAGUAAAGGGAGUCAGAGUGGGGGGAACUCGCUUGAGCAGAGGCAGAAGCAGCAGGAGUCCAGCGUUAGAAAAGGACACACACACAGGGUAACAACAAGGGGCGCCACGAUAAAAGGCAGAACUGUGGAAACCACAAACUCCACAAGUCCCCACCAGACUGUGGAUGGCCGACCGGACAGACGGAGGCUGAGGAGAGGAGAGACUUUGGAGAGCUGCAACCCCUCCAGCCACGGGACUGAGUCUCAGAACCCCGCGGCAGAACCGAACAGCCCACGGGGACGCAACAGAACCUUAACCCGUUGCCACACCAUCCACCAGAACCUGACACCAGAAUCACAUUGGACAGCUGCUGACUCAGACCCCAGCUCUGCAGGAGAGUCAGAUAAGACAGGUGCAAAUGGGCCGCACGACUCCACCGACCUCAGACGCUUGACUAAUGCCUCAACCGUGGCGAGCCAGGUCAACGGAGACACGGAACAGAGUCCCCAACCCUCUACGGACGACGAAGCAGAAGGUGCUAGAACCGGAGCAGAGGCAUCGUCCACAGAGAUGGAUGACGUUGUCUCCAAGACGCUCUGAGGGCAAGAUUGGCUCCAGCCCAGAAAAGGAGGCCAACAACAACCCCCCACCACCACCACUCGUGCGGGGAAACACAGCCUGUUCAACUUCUGCUUCCUCUAUAGGCUUGGAAACCUUGCCUCUUCCACCUCCAUUUGUCACGUUUAACAUGCAGAAGUGAGAUUCAUAUGAGUUUAACGUGCAGAUCUGAGACUCAUAAGAGUUGAGUCAUUUGAAAGGGAUCAGGGGAGAGUCUGGAGUGUGUACUGAGUGUUAGCAGGUCUGCUGUGGAAAAUCACCUGACCACACAAGACAGAACGGACAAGCGCUUGAAUGUCUGGACAGCACUGU
Molecule: messenger RNA, 3624 nt
Organism: Chanos chanos (milkfish)
Lineage: Eukaryota; Metazoa; Chordata; Actinopteri; Gonorynchiformes; Chanidae
Gene: ankrd27
Product: ankyrin repeat domain 27 (VPS9 domain)
Exons: 28
Coding region: 4-3294 (1096 amino acids)
Biological process (GO): neuron projection morphogenesis; early endosome to late endosome transport
Cellular component (GO): neuron projection; early endosome; tubular endosome
Molecular function (GO): SNARE binding; guanyl-nucleotide exchange factor activity
Source: RefSeq, a predicted model, not a curated record